Tribolium madens (black flour beetle) is the source of this 2390-nucleotide messenger RNA. RefSeq names its product carboxylesterase 4A-like. Lineage: Eukaryota; Metazoa; Arthropoda; Insecta; Coleoptera; Tenebrionidae. Gene Ontology annotation, molecular function: signaling receptor activity; neurexin family protein binding. The transcript has 8 exons. The record is from RefSeq and is a predicted model, not a curated record. Gene Ontology annotation, cellular component: cell surface; postsynaptic membrane; synapse. Bases 93 to 1928 code for a protein of 611 amino acids. Gene Ontology annotation, biological process: postsynaptic membrane assembly; chemical synaptic transmission; neuron cell-cell adhesion.
CGUUAUGUACCAUUUCAUUGCUGAAGCGAUUUAACAUUGACGAAAUACAAUGUAACAGAAUAGAUUUAUUUAAUUUUUGACGUGAAAUCGUAAUGUAUUUAACACAAGUGAUCGUUUAUUCAAUUUUUUUGAAUCUCAUAGACUGUCAAAAUUGGCGAGAAAGGCAACCGACAAUUAGAGUACAACAAGGGCUUUUAGAAGGGUCUAGGAUUAUCACCGAUAGUGGCAAAACCGUAAACGCGUUUCUGGGCAUCCCAUACGCUGCGCCCCCAACAGGUAAUUUAAGAUUUGCGCCACCCCAGAAACCUCUUCCUUGGAAUGAAACUCGUCAAGCUACAAAUUUUGCACCCCAUUGCCCCCAACUGCCCCUAAAACCCGGAAUAAAUGACCAGGAGGACUGUCUUUACCUCAACGUUUGGUCACCAGAGAAUGCAGGUCUAUACGCUCCACUUCCAGUCGUGGUUUUUUUCGAAGGGAGGAAUUUUUACCAAAGUAGCGAAUUUCCGAUAAAUGGACAGGAUUUGGCAACUGAGGGGUUGGUCACAGUGACAAUCAACUAUAGGUUGAACGUUUUCGGAUUUUUCUGCUUGGGGUCAGCUGAAGCGCGAGGAAAUUUGGGUCUGUUGGAUCAGUAUUUUGGUUUGGUUUGGAUCCGACAAAAUAUCAAUCAAUUCGGGGGCGACCCGGAAAAAAUCACGCUCUACGGCCAACAAGCGGGGGCUGCCAGUGUGACUUUUCACAUGGUUUCGAAUCGGACAGCUGGAUUCUUCCAAAGAGUUAUUAUUUCAAGUGGAAGUGCCGUGGCUACUUGGCAGGAUAAAAAUGAUCCGGUGGUGGCAUCCAAACAAAUACUUCGGAUGUUAGGCUGCGAUGCUUACACGGUUCAGCCAAUUAAAUGUCUGCGAUCAAAGAAAGUGGAACAUAUUUUACAAGCACUGGCUGAGUAUUCAGAGUCUUUUAACUGGAACGACAAAUUUUUGCCUGUCGUCGACACUUUCUUACCAGAAGACAACCGGUACCUUCCAUUGAACCCCAAGAAUGCCCUCAAAGAAGGCACAUAUUGGCAAGUACCCAUCUUAACCGGAAUUUCGAAACCUAUCGCCGAUGAACAAUUUAUGCAGUGGUUAGAACUUGCAAGUCAGGGCUUCAGCCAAUUACAGCAAUAUGUUGAAAAAGUUAAAAUUCCUGAAAUUAUGCGUUUGUACAAACUCGGGGUGUCUAACAAAGAUCACAUUUUUGAUCUAAUUAAGUGGCACUAUUUCUCAUCGAAUCAGGGGGACGUCAGACUCCUUUACGACGAGUUGAAAAACUUUGAGUUUCAGGCCAAAAUGGAAGCCCCACAUUUUUUGCAACUUUCGCAUUUUAUUUCGUCAUACGUGCAACCAAUUUAUGUGUAUUUUAUGGAUGAUGUUGGAUUUGUUCUCAAUACAACUGAUUCGACCAUUACCACAGACCUGCUCUUGGUAUUUGGACCAAUUUUGUUAAAGCAAAUGGCCAGAAGGCGGUUUAAUGCCAACGAAAUGAAUUUGAGCCGACAAAUGAAACAAUUGUGGACAAAUUUUAUAAUGUUUGGGAACCCUACGCCAAACAAUCACGUAAAAUCGUGGCGAAAAUACACCUCUGGGGAUUUUUACAUCGAAAAUUUUGGGCCUGUUAAUUCCUAUAUAAAUGAAGAAAACAAAAAACGGGUGCAGAGAGUUUUGUUUUGGAAUCAGCUAAUACCAAAAAUGGUCAAUUUUAAGAACAAUAUGUCAAAUAACAUCCCGAAAGAAUUACAAAAUAGUCCAGACCCAGCUGCAGGCUUCCGGCAUGCAAUGUACACUUUGGUUGCUCUUGUGAUUGCCCUUCUUGCUUUGCUUUUAAUUUGUAUCGUGUUAUUAAAAAAGCGAUCGAGGGAGCGAGAAAAUCAUCUUCAUAUGGGAUAUUAAAAUAAUUUACAAACCAAUUAACUAAAUAUAUUUAGACGUUUUUGGGGCUAAGAUGAUGACAAGGCAAGGCUAUAAAGUCUUUUUAAUUCUAUUUAUAAAUGUCAGCGGAACCAGGUAGACGGAAAAAUAUCUACAUAUUGGGUGGUUAAAAAAGCGCGCUAUUUCAUUUUUUAACAUGAGUCACACUAUAAAUAUAUUUCGUCGCUACAACAAUUUUAUUGUUUUUGUCAUCACUCUGUUGUUACGCCUCUUUGUAUAGUGUCCAAAAAUAAUUAUUUUGUGACCUUCACUGUAUAUACUUAUCUUUUUUGUUAUUGGUCGAAUGAUUUCCAUUUAUAUAGAAUGACAUUUGAAUUCCACCAAUGACAAUACAGGAUUUUAUUUAAUUUCAACAUUUAUUUUUGUAGAUAGGUAUUAAAAAUAAUAAAAGUGUAUGAAAAAUAAAAACUAAUAGAUAUUUAU